Bacillus rossius redtenbacheri is the source of this 16569-nucleotide messenger RNA. RefSeq names its product protein Smaug homolog 1 (gene smg). Bases 369 to 2312 code for a protein of 647 amino acids. Gene Ontology annotation, molecular function: translation repressor activity; protein binding; mRNA binding. Gene Ontology annotation, biological process: nuclear-transcribed mRNA poly(A) tail shortening; negative regulation of translation. Gene Ontology annotation, cellular component: P-body. The record is from RefSeq and is a predicted model, not a curated record. Lineage: Eukaryota; Metazoa; Arthropoda; Insecta; Phasmatodea; Bacillidae. The transcript is spliced from 11 exons.
AUUUUAAUUGUACGGGUAUAAUUCUUGUAAGAUUCCAGCCAGUCGCGCAAAAGCAAUAACGAUUGUGCUACCUUGCCUAAUGCUUCAGUGCGUACGUGACUGCUAGUUCAGAGGCCAUGUUUGAAGUUUAUUACAUGUGUUUUGUAUUUGCCACAGUCCGUAGUUAACGCCUCCCUCCGUGAGAGUAUAAUAGUGACGUAUAUAUUAGUUUAAAAUUCGAUUGUUUGUUUGCAAUGAACUUCCAUGUUUUGAGAGAUGAACAUAUUGUAUAAUGUUGUUAACGCCCCGGCUUGACAACAGUACUUAAAAUACAGUGUUGACAUAGCAGGGUUGGAGAAAGUGCGGCAGGCCGCAGCGCGGAGGCAGCCAUGUUCCGAGACGAGGUGGACCAGGUGACGGCCAUGUUCGAGGGCUGGAACGAGUGCGAGCAGACGGUGGCCCUCUACGCCCUGCUCAAGAGGCUGUCGCCCGUCAAGGCGCGCUUCCUGUCGCUGGCGCUGGACCAGAGCCUCAGCGGCUGCAUCAACCUGCACCAGCUGGAGCAGGAGGCCAACAACCCAGGGUACGUGAGCAGCUUGCUGGCGGAGGGCAAGGAGGAGGCCAUGAGGCAGCUGCUGGUGCACCUGCCCCUGCUGAAGCCGGGCAACCACGAGGCCCGCACGCGCUACCUUGCCGUCAUCCACAAGGUGCUGAGCCACUCGGCGGAGACGGGCGCCCACGUGAAGGAGGCACGCCAGCUGCUGUGCUACAGCCUCAUCCACCCGGCCAUCACCCUCGAGGACCGCAGCUCGCUGACGCACUGGAUGCACUCCCUGGAAGAGCGCAUCACGAGCGGCGCGGGCAGGGUCGUGGGGCACGCCAACGGGGACUCCCCCCACCACAGCCACUACUGGAGCAACCAGGCCUACCACUCUGCCAGUGCCGACUGCCACUUCUACCCUCACAACUGCAACUCUGCGCCGUCCAUCACCUCUCACCGCAACCUGGUGAACUACUCCAACGGCUCUCACCAGCGCACGCGUCGCAGCAACAGCCUCACUCCGCCGGUCAGCAUCACCCAGGUGUCCUCGGAGCUGUGGAGCUCGCAGGACGACCUGUCCGGGCGGCAGAAGCCUCGCAGCUUCUCCCUGUCGUCGGAACCCGGUCCGCCCCUGUCCCCGCAGAGCUCCCUGGCCUCGUCGGGGAGCGGGUCCGAGUCCCACCUGGACGACCUGCGCUUGGGCCUGCCCUCGGAGUCCUCCGGCACGCGCGACGAGUGGCUCAAAGAUGUGGGGACGUGGCUCAAGUCUCUGCGCCUGCACAAGUACAACUGGCUGUUCGCGAAGCUCAGCUACGAGGACAUGCUGGGGCUGACUGAGGAGAAGUUGUCCCGCCACAACAUCACCGAGGGCGCCUGCCGCAAGAUUGCGCUCAGCGUGUCCAAGCUGCGCAACCGCUCCAAAACCUUGGCCACGCUCGAGAAGGACGUGAUGGGCGGCGGGGACCUGCGCGGGGCGCUAGAGGAGCUGCGAGCCAUCCUGCUGUCCCCGCUGAAGGCACGCAGUGAGGAGGCACCACAGGAGAGAGAAGAGACUGAGAAGGAGAGACGCGGGAGCAGCGAGGACCUGCUGUCGGACGAGGACAUCCCGGCCCAGUUCUGCCGGGUCAUGGGCCGAGUGUGCACGCAGCUGCUGGUGAGCAGCCGCGCGGAUGAGGAGAGCGCGCGGCUGUUCGCGGGGCUGCUGGAGCGAGCGGCGCAGCAUGAGGCGUUCGGCGCGCCGCAGAAGAGGAGGCUGCUGACGUGGCGCGCGCAGGUGCAGGACGCGUGGCAGUGCUUCCUGCCGGCGGCGCACAAGGGCGCGGAGCACCGCCAGCCCCGCCACAAGUGGCACCACCACAGCGGGCAGUUCGCCCUGACAACGAAUCACAACGGCUUCUCUCACGGGCACCUGGCGGGGCGCGGGCAGCGGUUCGUGUCGUCGCCACAGCCGAUCCAGGGGCAGCAGCGCGGCAAGGGGGGCUUCGGCCUGUACUGUGGGCCGCCGCAGGUGCACCGCAACAGCCUGACCAUGCUGGGGGCGACGGCCGGGGCGGGGGCCGCCUUCCUGGCCAAGAGACCCAGCCUGCAGGACCCGCUGCCUGAGCCGGGGCCGCCCUACAGCAUCCUGCAGAGAGCGGUGUCUGCGCCCCUGAAGCCCAACCCUCCCGGCUCGGGCCUGGGCUUCGGGGCGGACCUCGGCCAGGGCUCGGCCGACCCCGAGCUCAACUCCCGCCUCGAGUCGCUGUGCCUCAGCAUGACCGAGCACGCGCUGGGCGGCCCGGGUGAGCUCUGAGCCUCUGCCACCGACACAUUCUCAACAUCUUGCUCUCGUCAUUUUUCAACUCCGGUGUUUUUGUCUGGUACCGUGUAGCGUUCACAUUUUUUACUUGCAGUGGUUUUUUAAAAGUAUCGUAACUGUGUUGACUGUUUUUAAUUACGACAAUUUAAGGAUUCUCUGGCGGGCUCAGAUGAUAACUUUAUUCACUGGAAAAAAAUAAUAACCUGUUUUAUAAUAAUACAUGUGAUAUAAAUGUUUUUUGUUUGUAUGAUGUUGGUAGCAUUCAGGGAGAAAGCAUUAUUUCUGAUCAUGGGAAAAAAUUUUAUGUGUACAGUGUUUUUUAAUUACAAUUUUUAUUUUGGUUGCAUGUUGAAUGAAGUUAAGUUAUGUUUGUUAAAGUGCGAGAAAUUUUAAAGAAGGUAAUCAUGUUUGACGAUAAGGGCAGGUGAUUAUUUUGUAUUUGAUUGUUUUUUACGUUCAUAAUUACCGUGCGUGGUAAGCUGUGAACAGUUGAAAGGUUUUUGAAAUGUUAACAGUGAUUAAGAAUGAUUGUAUUAAUUAACUUGAACAACUUUGAACUAAAGUAUGUGCAUUCCUAGAGAUGCACAUUGGUGUUGCAUGUGUUGGUAUGUGCAUGCAAAGCAAGGCGGUGGUUUGACGCAUGCACGUUGAGUGCAGUUGUGUAGCUUGUAUAGACACAGUGCAUUGGUAGGGUGCAGGCAUUAGUUGUCGGCUUGUGGUAGUGUUAUGUGCAUGUCCUUGUAAUGCAUAGUGUGUAAGCUGUGUAUCAGUUGACCGUUCACAACCUGACAGUGUUGCUGAUGUAUUUAGUGUUUGAAGCGGCACUCGCGCAAGUGAAACAAAGCUGCUUCCUAGUGUCCUUUUAAUUAUGUAAGUUAUUAGUGUUUCCAAUCGAAAGUGAGUACAAAGUGUUGUGGAAAGAGUUUGUAUUUGAGGUGGGGAGGUAAGCAGUAGUACUUGUCGUUUGUAUUAAGACUUUAAAGUUUUAGUGUUCCUUUUACUUUUAAGGUGAUAAUUUAAUUUAAAAUAGGAUUUAAAAAAUUUUAGUUGAAAUUAAAUUGUUUUACUGGCAUUAUUUUCAAUAAUUUGUGAUAAGAAUAAGAAAGCAUACUGUUAACACUGGAAUAUUUUUUUACUAUUUUUUAUUUCGUAGUGCUGUUUGUUUUUCUAUAUUUGCUUGUUGCUUCCUGAUCAGCCUACAUUAGUAAAAAUUAUUUGUUUUCUAAUGAAAAUUGUAAUAUUUUUAAUUUACUUUUGACUAUACUUCGUAUGAAAAAUUUCAUUAAUUUAUACCUAUUAAAAAUAAUAAAAUAUCCAUACUGAGACUGUAAUACAUACUAGAAAAUUGAAGUUGAUACACAGUAUAUGUGAAUAGGUACUAAAGUUUCUCUAAUUUUGUUGGCGUAGUUGAACUCACCAUUCCCAUUAAUAAAAAUCGACAUAAAAAAUAUGAAGCUUCAAAAGCAGUGCUCUUCCGCUGUAGUGAUGUUGGUCCUGCUCUUUAGUUCCUUUUUUUUUUCUGUUUAAUUUAUCAGCUACUGAGAACCGUUAAUGUUUACCACCACAGUCUUGCAGCCUAACCUUUCCUGGUGAAAAUACAUUAAAAUAAACAUACGAUAAUGGAAAAAUUGUAAAAUGAUUGAUUAUAAUGAAAACCAUAAUAUUUUUAAUAUUUAAAUUUUUGGAAACUUUAAAAUUUUCAUGAUCUCUACAUAUUUUUAUAUUAGCUGAUCUAUAGUACCCAACCUAACUUUGUAGCAUUUUUUUUUUAGCAACAUAGUAAGUACUCAAAAAUAUUUAUAAUUAUGAACUUUUUAAACAUAUUUGGUUUAAAAAACUGUUCUAGUUUUCAAGUGCUUUUUUAAUUCCAUUAAAUGGAUGUACCAAAAUCCUGCACAUCAACUAUAACCUUAGGAAAAAAUCGAAACCAGCAGAAAGUUAACUCUGUAUUAUUUUUUCUUUGGUAUGUUUGUGAUGCACCUACGGAAAAGGGAAUGACUUAGUUGAUUACUUACCAUAAUCUUUCCAAUUCUAAAUAUUACCUUGAAUUUAUCCCUUGAAUCCGAAUAAAGGCGUCAAUAAUCAAAAAUAAAAUGUAUGAGAAAUGAAAAAUAAUAACCAUGGUGUAGAAACAUUCAACGCUUUAGAUGUUUGUUGCACUGAGUAAGCAGAAUCAAUACAUAUCAUAAUUUUAUUAUUUACCUAAUUACAUAUCAAAUAUCUCGGGGAAUGCUAAUAUGAUAAAUAUGUAGAAAAGAAUUUACUGCAGGUUUGAAUUUAUUGGAUUUCCUCCUAUUUUUUCUCUUUUUUUUCCUCUAAUCAAAAUCUUUAAAAUUUAGUGAUUUGGAUAUUUGACAGUUUAUUCCUAAUAUUUACAUGCUCCGGAUAUAAACAUUUUUGGUUUGAGUCUGACAUGUUCCUUGAAGUACUAAACAAACAUUCUCGGACCAUUGUAGGUGGUAACAAAUACAACCAUUUCAUAGAUAACUUUCGUGGAAAUAUAUAAUGUAGGCCUUGUCAACUACACAGUUGCUAGUAUUUGUUUUCUUGAAUUACCCUUUCUCAAAUAUUAAAAGAAAUACUAAAAUGAUCCUCCUAAAUUAUUAAAUCUUUUGAAUACUUAGGAUUAAAUUGCCUAUCUCUAAAUGCAUGUUAUUUCAAACAAAGCAAUAAUGAAUAUUGUUUGGUCAUUAAUGUUACAUCAACUAUGAAGAUGGCAACACCUGCUGAUUUACGUAAAAUAUUAAUAAAAUGAUUAAAAAUAUAUGUGAACAUAAAUGACAUGAUAAGAAGCUUUUAAUGAAAACAUUUCAAUAUUUGGCUGUGAAUAUGGUUAUGUAAAAUGUUCUGACACCCAGGAAAAAAAUUACCAACGUUUUAGAAAUAUUUUUUUUACAGUAAAAUUCAUAAAAUAUUGUAGGUAAGUUGCAAACAGCACGACAGCACCUGCUAGUCCAUUCUUACUGUGCCAACUAGCGAAGACGAUAUUGCAGUAAGAAGUGAGUUCAUAGCAUAGUUAACUGGAAAUAAAAUCAAUGAAGAAUUAAUCGAUAAUGAGGUUGAGAAGGCUGGCUAUUUCAUUUUGAAGUGGUCAGAUAGAAUAUGACCAGAAAAAUUUUACGUUUUAUCAAAUUUUGAAUCUUAAUAUUUUUUACUAGCACAUUAACUGAUAGAAACGAAGAGCAAACAUUUCUACAAGCUAAUGUAAGAUUAAAAAUUACUUGGUUUUAAGUGUUGCACAAGAAAUCCGAGACCUUUUUCCAUUCUUCAUCAGCACUCAUAAAUUAGUAUUUUUAUUAAAAAAAUUUUUUUAUCAAUGUCCUAUGUUGCACACCAUACAGAAGUAAAUUGUACCUGUUGCCCAUAUAAAAAUAAUACUUUAAAUAUAAAUUUGAAAGUUUAAGCAAAAAGUUUUUAUAAAGUCAAUUACAAUAGAUUCCCAAUCAUCUGGUGUAAUCAUUGGGAAGUGGUCCACGGAUAACUGAAAAACCCCAUUAAAGCAAAGUAAAGAAAAAAAUCUGUUUCAUCUCGAAUAUCUAGGCAAACACUAACAUUUGCCCUUUGAAGUAACACCUUAAUUCGUUCCCGUGAAACCUUGUGCUAAUCAUAAACAGCGCUAGUCGAACACAUUUUUUUUUUCCAUAAGAGAUUAUUUCAAUCAAAAUAAUUCAUUUUCUAAUUAGGUGAGUGUGCUUGCUGACUAACCAUUUUGAUCAAGACCCUACUCCUGUUACAAUUAAUUUACAGUUUGUCCAAAUUCAUUUGACAACAUUUAAAUAAAUGUUGAAUUACAUUUCGAAAUUAAUAAUACUAAAAUUAAAUUUAAAAAUUCAGCUUCACAUUCAAUAGCAGAUGCAUUAUUUUUUAGUUACAAAAUAAGUUUUUUUAUGUAGGAGGUAUAUUUCAAUUAUAAAAUUUUAUAAAGCAUAAACUUAAUGUUUUAUGUUAUUAGAAAAAUUAUUUAACCAGUUAACGUUGACGUCCCUCGGCUUCUGGUCCCUAUUUCCCCGUUUACUUAAAAUUCCUGUUGUGCCCGUUCUGCUCUCGUCGGUGAGGUGUGGGUCCAGGCCGACGUGGCCGGGACCGGGGAAUACGGGACCUGGAGGGAGAGUGAGGUGAGGAGGAAGAAUGGUAGGCGGUUCCACGGAUAACUCGAUGUUAACAGUUCCACGAGCCCCUUUUAUUGUAGUUUUGAGAGCCUGCCGCAGCCUGGCGGAUCCGUCGCGGAACGAGCGCCCUUCCCACGACGACCCGGACUCCCGGAAGACCGUCCCGUCCGUUAACACGUCCCGACACAAACUGGAAAUUCUCCCACGUAACAAUGUCCCCGCUUAGUCACUCCACAAAGAUGCGUGACACGUGCGCGGUCCGUUACGUAAAAAGUCUCGUAAUGACGGCGAAGGUUCGGCGGUUCGUAACUACGCUUACGCGUUCUAGGACGUUUGACUGGUGAUGUAACUCGUAACCCGUAAACUCAACAGGGUGAGCGACUCGGCGGAUGCAGCUCAGCUGCCGCGACAACCCGUGCAGUUACACUGUCGUCGGACCACGAGCGCAGAAGACGCGCCUUGCGAGCAGCGCGGAGCGGCGUGCACGUCUGUCCCUGAUCGAGCCCUGAGCAACACUGCCCUUCCCCGCCCGCCAGCGGGCCGAGGCCCGCGGGCCGCGGAGGAGGGGAGGAGAAAUCGGCCGGCGUGGGAGAGGCCCCCCCUCGCGACGCGCCUGGCUGCGAUUACAUACUAGCACUGCGAAACAUUUGAGAAAAUUACAAGAUUAUUUACACAACUUAGCGAGACGUUAAUCAAAAGUAAAUUUACAUAAGAAUUAAUAAAUUACGAUUACAUUAUUUUCACACUUAUUGAUGUUCGCGACCAUUUGAAAAAUACAUAAAGCAGAAUUAUUUGUAACACUAAAGAAGCUCACUGGUAUGCUAGGGCGCACGCGGGUGCGUCCCUGGCCGUCGCACUACACAGAUGGUGCACUGGGGGGACAGACUCCCUCAGGCCCACGUCGGUGGCCAGGUACGGCCUCUGCAUCUGGGAGGGUACGACGACUGUCGUCAACGUAAUACCAGACUCUUGUUUACUAAAUGUGUGUGUGCCAUGAUUUACCACUAGCACAUCCUAGUAGGUGCGAGGUAAACUAGCCCUGAAAACUUCUGGCAUUACUCUCAGUAGCUGCUGCUCACAUGCCUGGCAUACAGGAUGGCAGAAUAUAACCUUGACUUGCUGAACAAUCGGGGUGUUGUCCAAAAUAAUUAUACAGUAAAGGAAGCGAAUAGCUAUUGAGGAAAGAUCCAAAUAUUGUUUUUGAUUCGUUGCUUUACUAAUUCAUUGCUUUGUAUUUAACGCAAACACAGCUGUUGCUGCAAUUGUGCGUGCACAGAUAUAAAAGGUCAGAAAAUAUUUUUAUGUCGGUAAUUUAUGAAAUUGAAAUGUGGCACGGGUUACCCACAAACCGAAUAAUCAGCACCCGGAUAAUCGGGAGUGUACUGUAUUAAAAAUAUAUUUGAAUUUGUAAUUUUGUAAAUGCUAUUUAAAGAAUAUACUAUGGACAAUUAUUUUAAGUAAUUGUUACAUUUUCAAAAACAUUGUUUCUGCACAAAGAACAAAGAAGUACAUCUAUUUUUUUUCAGGCUGUUGAAUGAUUUGUUUGACAUUUAUAGUUUCUUCCUGUGUCUUAAUCUGUCCACCACAGCAUGUCUUGUUUGCUACUAUCAAACAAGACUAAUGAAAAAAUUUCUGCUUGUUGAUGUAAUUUAAUGCCUAAUAGUAGUAGUCCUAACAAGAACAUAAGAGGAUUCAUGAUUACUUUCAUUAUGUUUUUAUGGAUGUAAUUUUAUUUUAAAGAAUUAUUAUUUUUUUACUAAAUCUUUUAGGAAAACUUAUUUUGCAUACAUCAUAAAAAUGGAUUUGGUGAGUUUGCAUUACAAAUUUAGUAUACUUUGGUUAUGGCACACUUGUAUAGAGAGGAAAAUUAUUCUUUUGAAAUUAAACUUAAUUUUUUUUUUAUGGAACAAGACUUCAAAAACUACUAAUGAAAUUGAGGAUUCACGACACUUUAUUAAUUAAAAUUUUAAUAAAUCAUGAAAUUGUCUUUUAAUGUCUCUUCCAAUGAGUAGUAUCGGUGGAACUGAUAUAUUCCUGAAUAAAUUUUGCUACUACAUACUCCGGGACCAGCAUGCUUUGCACUGCUAGAACUAUCUCGUGUGCAGUUCUCUGUGUGGGCUGCCACCGACUAGACGUUGCGUCCUGAGCUGAGAGUGCCUGCAGGCUGUUAGAAGUAGCCAAUCAUAAUCACGGCUGGUCUCGUCCGGUCGCUAUCCCAACUGCGCUGCACGGGAGCUGGGACCAGAGAAACAGAGGGCCUUUCCCACUUUUCAACUGCCACCUUACCGAGACAAAAACUGCUGCUAUAUGUUUGGUUUAGUUUCAAAGAAUUCAUGAGUUGUCAACUCUUUGAGUGAAGGAAACCCUUUUGAAUGACGAGUCUAGCUGGGCUGCACUCAGUCGCUGAAAACCGCGAGUGUCCGUGGAGUGUGACGUUCAGUUCGGAGUCGUGUAGUCCGGGAGAACCUACCGCCAGACUGGCUCGCUAGGACCACUCUCACUGGGGAAGGGUCGGAACAGACAUGUGCUCUGCUCACUGCUCAGACCUCCAUCAUGACUCCAACCAUGCAGUCCAUGCCUCGAGUUCCCAGUGGGUUGAUGCUGCGGACGUACCAGUUUUGACAUGCAAGUGUGCUGUGAAUUGCUUGUGUGCUUUUAAAGAUUAACUGACAAAGCGGUACCAAAAAUUAAAUCACCGAGUCAUUGGACCAGCCAAGGUUUUUUUCGGUGUGAUUGCUCAUUUCAAAAUAUAAAUUCCAUAAUACUAAAAUGUUUUUUGACGUGUAGGAACUGACAGCUAAUCCUAUGAUAUGUAAUUCCCUUUCAGAUUAAGCAAACCUGUUUUAUUCCAACUUUUCCUGUCUUAUUUAUUGUCAGUUUUAUGAUUUUAUGUUAAAUGCAGUUAAACUUGUGUAGACUAAAAUUGACGGUGACAUACAAUAUCCGUCUUUAUUACUACUGCAGGUGAAAUUCUGGACCUAGCAGGGUAGGCGAGUUACUUCUUGCCGAGCUUGAAGCAGUUUUGUUUCACUUGCGUGAAACUGUGUAGCGUGUAGACAUCACUAGUGUGGGUCGGAGUGCUACUGUAGCAGCACAGUGUUAGGCCACAGUUGUGUAAUCAGUGAUUUUAGUUCCCUUCUUGAUGAUGUUUUGAUUGGUGACUCUUUCUCUAAUAUCUGUUUACUGCAUUAGUUUUAUAUCCUUAUAGUACUACAUCUCUUGUUUUCCAUUUCGGCUGUAACCGGCACUUUCUGUUGUGACACGCGUUUGAAAUAAACUGGUUCCCUACGGAAGUGGCCAUGCGGUCGAGCAAUAUGUUACGGAUGUACCGUAUGUUUCUUUAGUUUGAAUAUUCAGUAUCGUGUUUGUUUGUCAGCUUUAUCGAACCAGACUGUUGUUCCGUGUAAUGGUUAAAAAUGAAUGCCUUUCCUUGAAACAGUUGUGUGUACUGCCAAACUGGGUUUCUUGAAAUUGUCACCGACAUACUUUUUGCAAGACUGCUGAAUUGUGAGACCCGUUGCGCAGGUUCGACCUCAUCACUGCCGGUCCAGUGUGGGUUUGUUUUUAGCAAAGUCUUAACUAGUCAAGCGCAACACCUUUUGUAUUUAACAAGCAGUUCUGCUGGUGCAGUUUGGCUCGUGCAGCAGAAGUUCCAGCUGGUUUUACUAUCGGGGGAGUUUGUCAAAUAAGUGUAGGGGCAAUUUCGAAGCUGCUGUCGUAGCAUCUGCGCAUUAUUUUUGUUGGUGUUUUUUUGUACAAACGUGUAAUUUUGGAAGCAGCUUGGGGUAUUUGUGUUUUGAAUUAAAGACUGAUGUAAAAACAAGACGUUUCUCCCCCGAUAUGAGGCUUUAAUACAAAUAUUAUAGUGUGUGUUUUUAAUUUUUAUAGUUUGCUUGUUCCGUUGUGGUGUUAAUGAUGUGAAGUAGUGUUAAUAUAUAACUCCUUAAAUCACAUAUUUGCAAUUAUCAAAUUAAAGUAGUGCUUUUGUUCCUUGAAGGUGUGCAAGGCAUACUGGUUGGGAACUGCGUUUCAUAUCUUCUAUUUAUUUGAGCUAAAGCAGUAGAGGUGAGCAUUGCCAGUUCGUAGCUAGCAUGACUUCUCGCCGGUGUCGGCGGUUCAGGCCGCAGAAAGCAGUUCGCAUGUGGCUGUGUUUCGUUGUGCUAUUGUCAUGUUGCAUGCAGUCCUGACUGCCCGCCCGAUUGGUGGUCCCAACUGCAGAUGUGCGACUUCUAUGUUGCAUAAGUAUGAUAUUGUUAAAGAAGUGUUCAGAAAGUAAGAGUAAAAGUGUUUAAAUAUUUUUAACAGUACUAUCCUUUUUUGGAUUAAAAUAACUGUUUUGUUUUGGAAGCAAGUGGUGAUGUUUGCAAGGCACACUGUUCAUCAACAGUUGACAUGCUCUGUUCUGUUUGCUAGUUGUUGUCUUGGGUACGUAUUCUUACACUUGAUAGUGUCUGGGAUCUUUAACUUAAUUUAAUAUUGGCCUUCAAACUUGAUGUUUUAAAAUAUACUGUGCUACGGGUUACAUCAUACUAAAAAAAAAAAGCCACGUGAACUGUUUCAUAAGUGUGAAGUCAGCACAGUGAAUAUAAUCUUCAGCAUAGAGGCAGUUAUGUAUAUGUAUGUUCUUUUUAUGAUUUAAAAGAUAUUUUUUUAUAAUGAAUUUAAAUCUAAGUUUUACUGUUUUUUUUAAUACCUAUUCUCUCUCUCUCUCUUUUUUUAGCUUUAUAGUUGACACAUUAAAAUACAAAAAAGUGUGUACUUUUUACUAGUUAUUUUGCCAUCAUAGUUCUUGAUUUAAGGUUUUUAUUAUCAUUGUAAACCAUAGUUAUGAAUAUCAAAAUGUCCUUUUAAGUUAGUGAAGAAUUUCAAAACCUAAGGGGUCAUUCCAUACAUUUUUAAACUUACUAUUUGAACAUUUCUUUUAGUGUUUAUUCAGUAGAAUUAUAAAGCUUUUCAAAUUUUGUUCACUGUACGUGUAGAGUGUCCGAGCAGCGCAGGUAAUGGAUUCUGCAGGGUUUUUGCUCGGGUGAAGCCCAGGUCUUCCUGGAAGACUUGACUGUGCAUUGUGGGCCUCUAACACCUGCCAUCCACGGGAGGGUGGCAUCCAGCAGAACUGUAUUUUUGGAAGUCUCCAGUUUGACAUAUGCAGGCCAUUAGUUUAAACGUUUCCUUUUAGUUUGUAAAAUUCAAUAUUAUUUGCCUGCCAAAAUACUUGGAAUUUGCGUGAAUUUUUUUUUUAAACAUUAGAUUGUAUAGUACCAUAAAAAGUGGGGGCUUAAAUAUGUGUUGUUGUUUUUUUCGGUUGCUCUGGUGUAUAAUUUCUGGGUUUGCGCACUAUUCAAAUCGUUAACUACUGAGAUGGCUCCAUAAAAUGCAGUUUUGCCGAUGUGCACGCAUGCAGGUGACUGGUUUGGCUGAUAGGGCAGUGACCCUGCGAGCCCGGAUCUCUGGAGCUGUCUGAGGGCGCGGUUAGAGGCAAGAUUGUGGCACUUGGAGAUUAACUGGUCUUUACAAAUCACACCAUUAAAUUAAGUGAACUUGGACAAAAUCACAGAAAUAACAUUUGUCAUCACAAUUCAAAUUUUAUACGGACAUGUGAUGUAAUACAAAUGUCGGGUGUGAUUUUGUGUGCUGUGGUAAGCAUUGUUCUUUCAACUGGAAAUGACUAUUUUUCUUUACUCUGUUGUAUGCUAUUAACGGUUUUAGUAUUAUAUUGUGAUAACACUGCCAUAUAGGACUGAACUACACAAAUAUUAUACUGAAAUGUUUUUAAAACAAUAUAUAUAUAUGUAUAUAAUAUAUAUAAAAUAAAUAAUCUUGCCUCUAACCAUGGGUACUGCUUCAUCAGUGUAGUUUUUGCUCAUCUAUCUAUUUUGUUUUGUUGUAUACUUAUGCUAAAGUUGAGGAAUUUCCAAUUACGUGUAGCUACGAACAGAUGGUGUGUUUUUGUGGCACUGUUUUUAAGGAAAUUAGAAAAUUUUACUUAAGUUCUGUUGGAAAUAAAUUUUCUGGUUUUUAAUCAUAUAAUUUUAAAGUGCAAGUGUUUUUUUUGUUAGAAAUUGUUAAUGUUUAUCUAUAAACCUCUAAUAUGUUAUGUUGUGAUAUUUUUUAUGUCCCUGCACUCGGCUUCAGUUUGUGUUAUGCAAAGUAGUGGUUUGAUGUGCAGUUCAUCCCGUUUAGUGUUUGCGGACUCUUUACGCUGUAGCCUGUUCCUCUCCGCGGAGAGGGCAGCCGUAGACGUCUAACCUGAUAAUUAAUGUAAUUGUACAUGUGAUACAGUGCAGUCACUGUUUAACGUAAGACUGAACAAAAUUUCAUUGGUGUUAAAGAAAUAUAAUAAAUGUAGUAUUUAGAUGGAAAGUUUAUAUCUACAAACAGUAUAGUAGUUAUUCAUAUAAGGUUUCAGAAGUCUGUUACAUAUGGUGGUAAUAACAGCACAGAAUAGCCUGGCUAAAGACAGGAGCGUCAUGUCCGAGUGGAGAGGUUGCCUGGCGUGCUGGAUGUUGGAGCAGCUUUGCUCUGGAGCAAUCUGCUCAUCGCUCUUUGUACUUACUUGCUGUAGUUCUUGCUCGAAACCUUGGUGCAAUCCGCCAAACUGGAUCACGUGAGGAGUUGGCGAUGAUAUCGUCCAGAUAGUGGCUGAAAAAGACUUCAGUCAGCAUAGAUCUAUAAAAAGUAUUUUGUUUCAAACCAUUGGACAUGAACUGAGGAAGAACAGAAGCAGUGGUGAUUGGCUCUCGCAUAACCCGACAGUGUUAGCACAAAAUAUUCUUUCUUGUAUGGAAUGUGGUUACUGAUUAGUUGCAGUUUGUUGGAAUUGUUAGAAUUUGUCUAUGAAAGAUAAUGAAGUGGAACACAAAAUAAUGAUCAAAAAAAUUCAAUGUGGGAAAAUUUUGGCAAGUUAAACUUUAAUACUUUUUUAUUUUGUUUUUUUUUUCCUUGUGUUGUGGAGAAUUCAGAUUUUCAAACAGGCAUUACCAGGGUAUAAUUGAGUACAUUUUGCAUCUGUGGAGCAAGGCCAGGCAUUUGUCAGCAGAGACAUGGCUGAAUUUGCCAACCUUUCGUUGGUUGUGUAACGUAUGUAAUUUGAUGUUGAAUGGUACUGUUCAUACAAGAAAACCAGCUUUUGAGACUUUCAGAAUGGAUGCUUCGGUUCCUUUAGCCAGGAUAUUCAAUGUGGAACUAGUUUGUAAGGUUGGUUUGUGUUCUUGGAGCUAACUAGACAUACAUAAAAGUACAAAUGUAGUCAAGAGUUAACACUACUUCAGAAAUUGUUAGUGAAUGUUUAAUGAGGUAUCUGUGUGUCAGAUUGGCCGGCAGCUUCUCAUGUUCACAAACAUUAAAUAAAUUAUAACUUCACAGAUUUUUUUAGAAGUCACUAAAAUAAUAAAUACUCCCUAUUUGUUCUCAUUUUGCCGAGACAGCACAAAUGUCGGAGCAUCGGACCAAAACAUCCUUGUGUAAAAGUGAAUAAGACUAAGGCAGUUGUUUUUGUAACUUGUGUAAACAUAACUUCCCCCAAGGUGCUAUCUUCACAAGACAUCAAACAGUUGGAAUUUUGAGAAUUGUAAUUGUCACUCGGGUGCAAUUCAACGACGUGUGGGAUAUUGUUAGAGCUGUGCCGAUACAGAUCAGCAGAAGCCAAUUUUGCCGAUAUUUAGUUGAAUCUGCGUUUCUGCUGAUUCACAAUAAGUUUAUUAAUUUUCAGCUGAUAUUACUGAAAAACAAGUGUCUGCUAUAACCUAAAAAUCCACGUGUACCCAUUUCACUUUUCAUAGUACUACAUACUUUGAACGUUUGAACUUGCAUCAUUUUUUAGCUAUGUUUGCCAGUCAUACAUAUAACUUUAAACAUCCUUUGUUUUAAUAAAUUUCUUGAAAUUAAUACAGCGUAAAUAAAUAUAUCACCAUCACUGUAAAGGUAGGAACAAAAAUGGAUUUAUUUAGAUUAUGGCUGCCAUUACAAACAAAGGUAAAUACCAACUGCUUGAACAGCAAAUAAAUAUUUGUAAUAUCGUAAUGGAGACGAGUUGAAUUUAAAAAAAUAAUUCAAUAAUGUAAGGCUUUACAUAACGUUACAUAUUACCUUUCCGGUUUCCUGUGGAAAGUUACCACAUUAAAAGCAUUUGCGUGUGAAUUUUCGCUGUCGUACACUUUAAUUUGGUAUUAGAAUCGCCAUUCUUGAAUUGUAAACAUGUACAAACUCUCACAAUCUUGUACAUUUUAUAAAUUCUCUUUUAAACUUUAUAUUUUGUGAAUCAAUAUAUUUCAUAGUUACCUAUUAUUAAAUUAUCUUAUUUUAUAUAAUUUCGUAUUAAAUGAAAAUUUCAUGUUUCAUUAAGCAACCAACAGGUUGGUAACAAAAAAAUGAAACAAGCUGGAAAUACUUGUAAAAAAAAUUAUUUUCCGUUUAUAAAUGGAAAAUUGAGAAUGUUUGUUUUUAUGACUAUAGACAGAAAUUGUCUCUGCUUCAAAAUACCUGUGUGUACCUGCUACUAGUAUUACAUCUAAAAGACUUUUCAGCAAAUGUGUAGUUUUUGAAAAAUAAUUAUAUAAUAUAUAUACAUUAAUGACAAUCUAGGAAUUCAGUACUGUCGUAGUUUAGUUUGUUUUGUAUAGUGAGCUAAUGAAUGCUAUGUAAAUUGUGUUCAGUUGUUUAUUUGUAAAGUUUUUAAUGACCGCAAACUUUAGGCAAGCACUUACUUAUUUUUGUAUUAAUAUUACUGUUGGUUAAAAAGAAGAAAUCCCAUUCAGUUCAUCUUAGGUUAUCUUUCUUUUCAAUUAACUUAAAGCUUACUAUAACUAAAAUACAUGUCCAUUUGCAUUGCAUGCUUUUCUAAGAAUGAGACUUUUGGGUAAUUUAUUAAAUUUUUGAAAAUGCUUAAACCAAAAUGUUUUUUCCCACCGAAUCGGUUCGGAAUUGGUGAAUCGGCAACAGUUGAAUCGGCGUAUUGGCUUAUCGGCAAAGUUCUAAUAUUUGUAUGUAGUAAGAUAUAAUAUUUGAGCAAAAAGUGCUAGUGUGACGUGACAGGGCUUGUACUCUGGGACGCGUGGAUGAGAUGGGUAGAGUGGUGGUGACGUUAGUGACGGAACACAAGCACUUUGAUGCCGGGACUGGACUCGGGUGACGGGAGUUGAAGGGCAGAUGUUGUGACCACUUCACUGCCCUGAGUUCGGGUCUCCGACCGGGCGUGCAGCCAUUUCCACAGGUGUCUUUGAAGGUAGUGUCUUGACAGUUGAUUUGUUAUUCAUCCACAAGCGAGGCAAGAUUUCAGAUUCUCAUGGUUUGAUUUUAUACACUUAUUUAAAUCCCAUGAUUUCUCUACUGGCUAAGUAUUCAUAAUACUCACUAUUGUGUGUCCUUACAUUGAUCGAUAGCAUCUAUAUUGCAUUAGAACAAAGCAACAGUACAGAGAAGAAAUAACAUGUGGGAUAUGGUUAUGAUGUGAUAUGCUUUCGUCACUGGAAUGUUACAUUUUUAAUUCAUAGCUAGCCUCUUAAUGUAUGACCGAAACUAUUCAUUCACUUGAAUUUAUUUUCUUUUUUCCUUCCAACAUAAUAUUUGAGGUAAAAGUAAUUUCUGUAGAAUUUAAUCCAAAGAUUUGAGUAACCUGGCCUAGUGUGUGUCCCUCAGUGCCCCGUCGGUGGGCGUGGUGGGGUCAGUCAGUCCAUUAGUGAAACUGAGCGAUGCAGGGUCACAUUUGAACCGCAGUUCCACGUGUUGCAUAUCACCUUGUAAUACCAUUUACUACAAAAUCUUUACUCUUGGAGCAACAUAAGACACUCCAGGCUGUAACCUUUGUACCAAAGCAUGAUGUGUCCAGCACAAGAGAAGACAAGCUGUGAGCUGAGUAUUGCUUGCCUAGCUUCUGGUGUCGUGACCAGUUGAAAUGCAUGUCGGUGCAAUUGCCAUCGAGUAUCACUACCUGUAAACAGAAAUCUCUGCUCUAAGCAUGUGAAUCAGUUUUCAUUAACGAAUAAAACAGAUUUUUGUGGUCAGCCAUUCAGUGUGUUUAUAUUCUUUGAUAUACUUUAAAUAAUGUAGUACUUAUCUGUGUGAGAAGAAAAAAAAAAUCUAUAUUCACCAGUGGGUGGAUGAUGAAUUGUUUUUCAGAAAUUUUGAUUAAACAUCCAAGAAACACA